CUGUGUGUGUGUGUGUGUGUGUGUGUGGGGGUGUGUGUGUGUGUGUGUGUGGGGGUGUGUGUGUGUGUGUGUGUGUGUGUGUGUGGUGUGUGGGGGUGUGUGGGGGUGUGUGUGUGUGUGUGUGUGUGUGGGUGGGUGGGUGGGGGUGUGUGUGUGUGUGUGUGUGUGUGGGUGGGUGGGUGUGUGUUUGUCUAUGUGUAUUAGAAGGACAUUUGGUCAGGAUACUCACCACACUAGAAGGACAUUUGGAAUUAGCAGGACAGGGUCGGUGUCCUGCUAAUUUGGAAAAAAUUCUAAAAGCGUAGAAGUGUUUCUAUUGGUCCAUAGACCCCAAAUAUACAAAAAAAAAGAGAUGACCUGCUAAUACACAUAGACCUGUUUUUGUGUAUAAUCUGUGUAUCACCACAGCGCCCCCUAUACCCAGCAGGUGGUAUAGCAGGACCUCAUGAAUAUUCACACCUGUGUAUGAUUCUAAGCUUCUGAUUGGCUGUCUGCCGGAAGGUCCUGUGUAUUCGUACAAUGUCCUUGUAAUUCAGGUUUCUGUAAAUAGGUGUGUGUAGCAUAGAUUUGCAGGGCUAAUUGAGUGCUACAUCUGGUCUGUUUCCGGUAGGUGUGGUGAACCAGGUAAGGCACUUAUAUACAGCUAUAUUACAUUUAUUUUGUCCCUUUAGCAACUAGGAAAAACAUGCAAAUAUUAUUGAGGUUUGAAGGUGUAAAAUAGACAAAAAGCCAGAGAAGCACGUGGCUACUUAGCAAGUAAACAGUUUAGCUCAUUUCUCCAAUGCUCUGCUGUCCAUUGAAAAGUUUGGACUUGAUUCUUGAGACUCAGUGAAAACUCAGUAAAAUUAGCACAAUCUCUGCAAUUAGUAAUGUUUAUAGCUGCUUAUGAGCCUCCACAGUGUUCCAGUUUGUCAAUGAUGUUAGAACUAGUAUUAGUAUUAGUAUUAGUAUUAUUGAACUAUGGUGACAAAAGCUUAUCGUUGUACAAUGUGUGCAUGUGUUUUGACGUUUUCGUAUUUAAUAAUGCAGCUACAUUUGCUAUAAAUAGGUUUUACAUGUAUUUUAUAGUGCAAUUAACAAUUACAAUUAUCAAAUAAAGGACUAGUUGACUUUUAAAAAAAAUUGUCAACUAAUUUUUAUAAUAAAUUAGUCACGAUUAGUUGACUAAUAGUUACAGCCCUAUUACUGAUGUAUACGAUACAAUUUCCACCUUUGUUAUCUCAAUUCUCAAUUUCUCAUUCAUUGCCCUCAUUCUAAACCAUUAAAUCAUUUUUGAUGCAUCACAUCAUAUAGUCAUCAUGUGCUAAGUGAUUAACUUUGCAGGAGAUGGCAUCAACAAGGUCACGGAGACCUAAAAGGAACCCUAUACAAGAAGCUACCUAUUUUUCAUCCUUGGGAAAAGACAAGAAUGACUUUGACAUAAAAUACAUAAAUUCUUUUAAAGGUAAGUUGCCAUUUUACUUUUUUUAAUUUUUUUUAAUCAAAGUUUCUUUUGUAGCAAAACUUAAAACCCCACUGUGUUAUUACAAACAAAAGGAUCAAUGAUGAUGUGGAAAUGAUUGAGGUGUUUAUUUGUCUAGAUUUCUACAAAAAAUACACAAAAAUAGUCCCUUGAUUAAUUCAUACAAAUAACUUGAUAGCUCUGCUAUUAGUAAUAAGAUAAAUAUCUGUUUGACACAGCUCUACUUUGUAAAAUUAUUGUUCAAACGUAUUGGCUUAACUGCUAACUCCUGUCGCAUAAUCGCAUAUCUUUUUAACUUUGUGCAUGCCCUUAUUUGUAUUUGUAUUUAUUCAGUGUGUUUAUGUUGCACUUUUUCACCGUAUCAAGUUCCUAGUUUGUGAACUGUGUUCACAGACUAUGGCAAUAAAAGUCUUCUGAUUCUGAUUCUGAUUCUGUGUGUCUUUAGGUCGAGGUGUGUUCAGCUGCCGGGACUUUCAAAAAGGAGAUUUUCUUAUUGAAUACAGAGGGGAAGUCAUAACAAAAAAGGAACAAGAAUGCAGGUUGAAAGUGUAUCAUAAAGCACUCAAGGUUUUCAUGUUUGAUUUCCAUUUUAAUGGAAAUCAGUUUUGGUAUGUAUCUAAUUUAAGGUGUCUUCUCUAAAUUUGUUUCUAUUCCUGUAAAUACUAACUCUCCAACUUCACUGUUAUUAAAAGUAGUUGUAAUUGUGGAAUGUAGUUAUAAUAUAGUGUUGAGCUUUUUACUGUUUGACGAAUAUUUUAAACUGUAGAUGCAGAUUCUUCAAUCAUGCUAAAACUACAUGUGCCCAAUUCUCUGCCUUUACACAAAAUGAUUGUUAUUGUUAUUUUUUUGUAUUUCAGUGUCGAUGCUUCCAGAGAAGAUGGUUCUCUAGGGAGACUCGUUAAUGAUGACCAUCUGAAUCCAAAUAGCAAAAUGAAAAUAAUACGAGUGGACGGAAGGCCCCAUUUGUGUUUGUUUGCACUCAAGGACAUUAGUCCAGGAGAAGAAAUCACGUAUAACUACGGUGAUUCUGAUUGGCCAUGGAGAAGCAAGAUUUCCAAAGAGAUACCUGACCAGCCUUCUAAAGUGGCCAUGUGCAGUUCCCUCAGUGACAGCACUGGCCAGAUGCCCAAAGAGAUACUUGACCAGCUUUCUGAAGUGGCCAUGUGCAGUUCCCUCAGUGACAACACUGACCAGAUGCCCAAAGAGAUACUUGUCCAGCCUUCUGAAGUGGCCAUGUGCAUUUCCUUCAGUGACAACACUGACCAGAUGCCCCAAGAGAUACUUGUCCAGCCUUCUGAAGUGGCCAUGUGCAGUUCCCUCAGUGACAACACUGACCAGAUGCCCAAAGAGAUACUUGUCCAGCCUUCUGAAGUGGCCAUGUGCAGUUCCCUCAGUGACAACACUGACCAGAUGCCCAAAGAGAUACUUGUCCAGCCUUCUGAAGUGGCCAUGUGCAGUUCCCUCAGUGACAACACUGACCAGAUACCCAAAGAGAUACUUGACCAGCUUUCUGAAAUGGCCAUGUGCAGUUUACUCAGUGACAACAUUGACCAGGAGCCUGCUGAUGUUACUAUGUGUUGUUCAUUCCUGGAUAUCAUUGAUAAGAACUGUGAACAUGACCUGGUCCCUGGCGAGAUGUCAAGUUUCGAAAAAUGUGCUUUUUGUGGAGGACCAUUUGCACCUCUGAGAUGGGUUGGAGAGAGAUGUAUAGUUUGCUGCCAGUCGUGGCACAAAAACUGUUAUCUUAAACAUAUGAAGAACAUCACUGAACCUCUGUCAAUGGCCUCUGAAGAACAUAGUUCAAGUCAGGUGACAUCAUCAGACGUGGAAUAUGUGCCUGAUUCCCACAGUAAUUCAAAUAACUCAUGUGAAGACAGAUCAGAGCGUUUCAAAAAUCAUCACAACCAUUUGGAAGUACAAAAUUUUGAGGUGUUCACAAGUAAGUCUGCUUCAAAACAGACAAGGCACUACCAAGAAAAUCUCUUGGAUGAAGAGAAAGAAUCAGGUCCUAAAGCUGCAGAAUUAUUACUGGAAGACACAGUCAACACAAACCGGCUUCAAUUAUCAGGAGUUCAGGCAAAUGAUGGGAAUGAUACUGAUGGUGAGGGCAAGCAGUUCUUGAACACAUCCUCCUCUCUCAGAAAUAAAACAUUUUGCUACAUUUGUGAAAAACCACAGACAAGGUUUGCACGUCACUUAAAAACUCAUGUGAAGACAAACGCUGAUGUUGCUCGAAUUUUGAUUCUUCCAAAAAAGUCUAAAGAGCGCAUGAAAAUGCUUAAUAAGCUACGCAACAAGGGAAACUACAACCACAACACAGAGGUUUUAUCAAGUGGAGAUGGACUGCUAAAACCUAGACGCACAUCUAAGAAAAAAUAUAAUCCUAAAGACUAUGUGCACUGCAUGUACUGCCAGGCCCUAUACCUCCGAAGAGAUCUGUGGCGACAUGUUCGAAAAUGUUCUUCAAAACCAGUUGAAACCAAUUCAGAGAUUGGAAGAACUAAGAUCUUGUCUUUGGCCACUAUGUUUGACUCAGCCUUGUGUCAACAGGUGUCACCAGGUGUUUGGAAGCUGUUAACUGCGAUGAAAAAUGAUGAGAUAACUGCUACAGUGCGCAGUGACUUCUAUAUUCUUCAGCUGGCUCAAUCAUUUUUUAACAAACAUGGACAAAAGCCCACCAAAUAUAAGUACAUUCGACAGAAACUCAGAGAAAUUGGAAGACUUCUGUUGACGCUUCGGAAGGACUUCUCAAUAUAUACUCUUGAGGAUGCUGUAAGACCUGCAAAUUUUCAAAUGGUUAUUCAAGCUGUCAAGAAAGUGUCUGGGUUUGAUGAAGAAAAGCACUGCUACCAAACUCCAAGCCUUGCACUGAAGUUGGGUCACUCGUUGCAGAAGAUAAGUGACAUUAUACACUGCAGAGCUCUAAUGGCAGAAGACUCUGAGCUGGUAAAGUCCACUCAGACUUUCAAAACCCUGUAUUCUACAAAGUGGGCUGAAUUUGUUUCACACACAGCUUUAACUACCUUGAAUGAGAGACACUUUAACAAGCCUUGCACACUGUCUUUCACAGAAGAUGUGCAACGUCUUCACAAACAUCUCGAAAAAACUGCAGAAGAAGCAUUUAAAAACUUGGAUAAAACGUCAUCACCCCAAUCAUAUGGUGAACUGUGCAAAGCAACUAUGGCAAACAUCAUACUAUUCAACCGGUGUCGUGGAGGAGAAGUUUCCAAAAUGAAACUAAAAGGCUUUCUUGAGAGGAACACCACUGCCUUACAUGAAGAUGUGGCUGUUGGACUCACAAAAUUUGAACUCAAACUUUGUAACCACUUUAGUCGAGUGGAAAUAAGGGGUAAAAGAGGACAAAAGGUUGCUGUUCUGCUAUCACCAGACAUGGUUAAUGCUCUAACACACCUAAUAAAUAAAAGAAAAGACUGUGGCGUUCCAGAGGAUAACCCAUUUCUCUUUGGAAGACCGCAGUGUCUUACUCCGUACAGAGGACCGGACUGUCUAAGACUUUAUGCAAGUGAAUGUGGGGCAAAGAACCCUCAACUCCUCAGGUCAACUCAGUUGCGCAAACACGUCGCAACUUUAUCCCAGGUCCUUAAUCUCCGAAAUAACGAGUUGGACCAAGUGGCAGACUUCCUUGGCCAUGAUAUUCAGGUCCACAGGGAGUUUUACCGACUACCAGAGGCUACCACACAGUUGGCCAAAAUAUCAAAACUGCUGCUGGCUAUGGAGAAAGGGUCUUUGGGAAAUCUGCAAGGGAAAACACUUGAGGAAAUUGAAAUCGAAGAUAACCUAGUGUUGACUGAUGUUGAGCAAAGUGAGGAGAGUGAUGGUGAGGUCGAGGAAGAAAAUCUGCCCACAGAUUCACAGAUUGCCAGUGAUUCUGCAGGGAUGAGCAUCAUUAGGCAACCUGUUGAGAAACCUCCAUGCACAUCUUUAUCAUCAGAAGACAAGGAAAGACCUAGGCCACAUGUUGAACCUCCAGGGAUGUCCUUACUGCCACAAGUUAUCGAUGCCAACCAAACAGACACAUCUCAAGCAGUAAUUAAAAAUGCAAAUGGAAAGGCCAAAGAUCCCAGAAGAAAAGCAAAAGUGAUGAAACAAUCAAGUAAAUGUCACAAAACAGUCCCUGGUCUCAGUGAAAAACUUUCUUUGGAAAAUGCAAGAAGGGUUCAGAAACGACAGUGGUCUCCCAAGGAGGUUGAAGCUAUGAUGAGACAUUUUGAAGAACAUAUCAGAAAAGGAAAACUGGCUACUAUGAUUGAAUGCGAACAGUGCAAGACAACAGAACAUCCCACACUGACUGAUCGCUCUCUUCAAAAUAUCAGCGACUUUGUCAGGAAUCGGGGUAUAACUCUGAAAAGAAAGGGAUUAGUCGACUAAUCGUGACUAAUUGAUUAGAAAAAUUAGUCAACACAUUUUUUAAAUAGUUGACUAAUCUUUUUUUUUUUUUUUACUGUUAUUGUUAAAUGCCCUACACACUCUAAAGUACAUGUAAUUUUUUAUUUUUUUUUAUAGCAAAGGCAGCUGCAUUAUUAAAGAAAAACACAAACUGCUAAUUUGCACAGAUUUUACGUUUAUUUGGCUAAAAAAAAACACAUUUAAAAAGCUUUCAAUUCACAAGAGAAAUAACUGUUUGACUAGUCAAUCAAUCGAAAUAAUAAACGCUGACUAGUGGCUACUAAAAUAAUUGUUGUCAGCCCUGGUUAGAAAUGCAAUAUUAUGGGCAAUUGUUGCAGCACAAUUGUUUGUGUUAAGACUUUACUCCUGCAAGGAUCUCUUUGUUUCAAAGAAGAUUCAGUUCAUGUCAUUGAAUAAAUUCAACUUGUUCAUGAAUGUGUAAUCAUUCCUUAUUUUGGCUUUAAAAGGUCACACUUUACCAACAUAC
Periophthalmus magnuspinnatus is the source of this 6356-nucleotide messenger RNA. RefSeq lists its product as uncharacterized. The transcript is spliced from 18 exons. Gene Ontology annotation, biological process: DNA recombination; DNA integration. NCBI's taxonomy places the organism in Eukaryota, Metazoa, Chordata, Actinopteri, Gobiiformes, Gobiidae. The record is from RefSeq and is a predicted model, not a curated record. The coding region runs from base 2246 to 5851 and encodes 1201 amino acids. Gene Ontology annotation, molecular function: protein binding; DNA binding.